Cercocebus atys (sooty mangabey) is the source of this 3892-nucleotide messenger RNA. RefSeq names its product copine V (gene CPNE5). Lineage: Eukaryota; Metazoa; Chordata; Mammalia; Primates; Cercopithecidae. Gene Ontology annotation, biological process: cellular response to calcium ion. The transcript has 21 exons. The record is from RefSeq and is a predicted model, not a curated record. Gene Ontology annotation, cellular component: plasma membrane. Gene Ontology annotation, molecular function: calcium-dependent phospholipid binding. The coding region runs from base 627 to 2408 and encodes 593 amino acids.
GGGCAGAUUUGAUUUUCCCGCAGCCCGGGCGCCCAGGAGCCGAAGCCCGAGCCGAGGAGGUGGCGCUCGCAGCCGCGUCCCAGCCCCGUCGCCGCCGGCGCCGAGACCCAGGGAGAGGCGGCGCAGCCCGGGCGCCCCGGGCUCCGCGCUGCCGGCGCCCCGCCACCCCCGCUGCCAGCGCCCCAUCCGGCGCCUCCCGCCCCUGACGCCCCUCUCCCUGUCUCCUGCAUCCCCUCUACCGCUGCCCACAGACGCGCGUCCCUCUCCUGGUGCCGCUCUCCACGACUCCGCGCGUCCCUCCCGGUGCCCUCUCCCCGCGCCCCUCUGCCCGCGCCCCUCUCUGCCUUCCCCGCUGUGGCCCCGCUCCCUGGGCUCCUUGCCCUUCCCCGCUGGGCACCUAGCCUUCUCGCAGCGUCACCCGAGCCCCCACCUCGAUCCGCGGCCCCCGCUCCCUCCGCCCUCUUCCCUCUCUCACUUCCCACGCCCCCUCUUCGCGCUCCUCUCUCCUCCCCUUGCCGCCCAGCCCUGGCUCUGGAGUUGGGGGAGAGCCCAGGGCUCCAGUCGCUCCGGAGGAGGCGUGAAUCGCGCAGGGAUUGACUAAUUUGGGGUGGGGGGUGCGGUGGGCGAUGGAGCAGCCUGAGGACAUGGCGUCGCUGAGCGAGUUCGACUCCUUGGCGGGCAGCAUCCCGGCCACCAAGGUGGAGAUCACCGUGUCCUGCAGGAACCUCUUGGACAAAGACAUGUUUUCCAAGUCCGACCCACUGUGCGUCAUGUAUACCCAAGGGAUGGAGAACAAGCAGUGGCGGGAGUUCGGGCGCACUGAAGUCAUUGACAACACGCUCAAUCCCGACUUCGUGCGCAAGUUCAUUGUGGAUUACUUUUUCGAGGAGAAGCAGAACCUCCGUUUUGAUUUAUAUGACGUUGACUCUAAGAGUCCCGAUUUAUCCAAACACGAUUUCCUGGGCCAGGCCUUCUGCACCCUUGGAGAGAUUGUGGGGUCCCCUGGGAGCCGCCUGGAGAAGCCCCUCACGAUAGGUGCAUUCAGCCUGAAUUCCAGGACGGGCAAACCCAUGCCAGCCGUGUCCAACGGUGGUGUCCCAGGAAAGAAAUGUGGCACCAUCAUCCUGUCCGCUGAGGAGCUCAGCAACUGUAGGGAUGUCGCCACCAUGCAGUUCUGUGCCAACAAGCUGGACAAGAAAGAUUUCUUUGGGAAAUCUGACCCCUUCUUGGUAUUCUACAGAAGCAAUGAGGAUGGAACGUUCACCAUUUGCCACAAAACGGAGGUCAUGAAGAACACCCUAAAUCCCGUCUGGCAAACUUUCUCCAUUCCCGUGAGAGCCCUCUGCAACGGCGACUAUGAUCGGACCAUCAAGGUGGAGGUAUACGACUGGGAUCGGGACGGCAGCCAUGACUUCAUUGGGGAGUUCACCACCAGUUACCGGGAGCUGGCCCGUGGGCAGAGCCAAUUCAACAUCUAUGAGGUGGUAAACCCGAAAAAGAAAAUGAAGAAAAAGAAAUACGUGAAUUCUGGCACAGUCACCCUGCUUUCUUUUGCUGUGGAGUCAGAGUGCACCUUCCUUGACUACAUCAAAGGAGGGACCCAGAUCAACUUCACUGUGGCCAUUGAUUUCACUGCCUCCAAUGGGAACCCCUCACAGUCCACAUCCCUGCACUACAUGAGUCCCUACCAGCUGAACGCCUACGCGCUGGCCCUGACCGCCGUCGGAGAGAUCAUCCAGCACUACGACAGUGACAAGAUGUUCCCUGCCCUGGGUUUCGGGGCCAAGCUGCCCCCCGAUGGCAGGGUGUCCCAUGAGUUCCCGCUGAAUGGCAACCAGGAGAAUCCCUCGUGCUGCGGCAUCGACGGCAUCCUGGAGGCCUACCACCGCAGCCUGCGCACGGUGCAGCUGUACGGCCCCACCAACUUCGCCCCCGUGGUCACCCACGUGGCCAGGAAUGCAGCAGCUGUGCAGGAUGGCUCCCAGUACUCGGUGCUGCUCAUCAUCACAGACGGGGUCAUCUCGGACAUGGCGCAGACCAAGGAGGCCAUUGUCAAUGCUGCCAAGCUCCCCAUGUCCAUCAUUAUCGUCGGCGUGGGCCAGGCAGAGUUCGACGCCAUGGUGGAGCUGGAUGGUGACGACGUGCGGAUCUCCUCCCGGGGGAAGCUGGCUGAACGCGACAUUGUCCAGUUUGUACCCUUCCGGGACUACGUGGACCGCACAGGCAACCACGUGCUGAGCAUGGCCCGCCUGGCCCGAGACGUGCUGGCAGAGAUCCCUGACCAACUGGUGUCCUACAUGAAGGCACAGGGCAUUCGCCCACGUCCCCCACCCGCAGCACCAACCCACUCGCCCUCGCAGUCCCCAGCCCGCACGCCCCCUGCGUCCCCCCUGCACACACACAUCUGAACCUGGUCUCAGCAGGCAGGUGGCUGGGGCCUGGGAGAGGCCAGGUGAACAGGAGGCCGGGGCCCCAGACUCCCCGAAGUUGGCCUGCCCGGCCUUUGGGACAUCUGUGUGCCUGGGAGGCUGCCAAGGGGUGGGACUUCUGAAGACCCCCUCCUCAAUUUCUUGGCCUCACUUAUUGCCCAGACCCAGGGAGUUAGGGGUGCACAGGUGACAGCGGGGUACACAGGGACCUAGUCCUUCUCUUCUUCACCAGUACCUGGCUCUAGCCCAGUCAGGAAGGUGUAAACAAUAGGGGUGAUUGGGGGUCCCUGUCGCCCACCCCCGGCAAUCUUAUUUGCUUCCCUGUCACCCUGAAGCCUGGGGUCGGCCUCCUCCAGCCCCCCAUCUCCGUCCCAUCCACCCAUGGUGUCUACUAUCACUGACCCCCGCCCUGUGGUCUAUCCUGUGCCCAAUUUCCAGUGAACCCCAUGAAGCUGAUGGGUUUGCAGGAAGGCCUGAACAUGUGCCCCCUCCCAGGGACACUGGAUGCAUUGGGAGCCCCGGGGACCCACAGGGUGCUGUAAUCAUGGACCAUCAGCCAUGUAAUGGGCCUGAAGUGGAGGCUGCUCAGCACAGAGCCCUUUCUGGUGCCUCUUGAGCUCAGUACGAUGCAAGUUCUAGACACACAGCCUGUGGAGGCCUCUCCCUGGUGUGGGCCCACAGGCACUUCCACGGUUGACUCCUGGCUUCAGGAAUCCCCUCCUACCUCCAGAGGCUUCCCAGGGCCCUCGGUGCCCAUGCCUCUGCCACCUGGAGGCCUGAGUAAGGAGUGGCUCAGCCCCAUGCUCCCACACUGCCCCUGCUCUUUGCCCUGUAUCCCAUGAGGCUAGGAGACAGGAGCCCUGGGUUUGAGCCCUGCCUCCCCCAACUGCCUAAUGUGGGAACCCAAGCAAGACCCUUCUACCUUUUGGGCCUCAAUUUCCAUGUCUGUAUGACAAGAGGGUUGACCAGAUGGCCCCAGGUUUUCCUUUAGAUCUGACAUCCUGAGGGUCAUUCAUCCCAUGCCCAGCUCCCCCACAUCCUACUCCUAACUGAUGUGACCCUACCCGAGGCCGCCUUGGCUUUUGUGUCACCCUGUUCCAUCCCAUCACCCCAAACACACCCUAGUCCUUCAGCCUUGGGCUCUGGCAUCUGAGCCUGAGCGCUGCCCCUGCUGUGGGAAAGGUAGGGAAGAAGGGGAUCUCCCUCCUGGGCCCACCCAGCCGCCUUUGCCCACUCGGGGAGCAGGUCAUGCAUGCCAGUCCCUGUUGCCGCAUGGAGCUCCUCAGCCCACUGACCUCUCCGUGCCUGGUGCGGGCCAGGCCCCCGUCUUCUGCCUGCCUCUGCUUCCCUGUCAUGCAUGGUGGUGGUGUUUCUACGGUGUCUGGUUCUGUGCCCGUCUCUGAGACAGUCUCUGUGUGGAAUUUGCCUUAAACUGAAGUAAAUUUGGUUCUUUUAGUAAAGCA